This is a messenger RNA of Exophiala aquamarina CBS 119918, 1467 nucleotides long. Its product is annotated as carboxypeptidase. Gene Ontology annotation, molecular function: serine-type carboxypeptidase activity. Gene Ontology annotation, biological process: proteolysis. Lineage: Eukaryota; Fungi; Ascomycota; Eurotiomycetes; Chaetothyriales; Herpotrichiellaceae. The coding region runs from base 1 to 1467 and encodes 488 amino acids. The record is from RefSeq and is a predicted model, not a curated record. The transcript has 4 exons.
AUGCGAGCAGAGUUUGCUGUAAAUGGCACAGGAAUCCCCGAGGUAGACUUCGACAUUGGCGAGUCUUACGCCGGAACGCUGCCCAUUGACGGGAACAGCUCUAAUGCCAAUCAACUGUUCUUCUGGUUCUUCCCAUCCGACAACCCUGACGCCAGCGACGAGAUCACUAUCUGGCUGAAUGGAGGGCCCGGGUGCAGUUCGCUUGACGGGCUGCUCCAAGAACAUGGACCAUUUCUCUGGCAAAGCGGUACAUAUGCGCCACAACCGAAUCCAUUCUCCUUUGUGAAUCUCACCAACAUGGUCUACGUGGACCAACCGAUUGGCACGGGCUUCUCACCUGCAGCCGACGGAGCACCUGCAAACAUCACCGACGAGGUCGACGUCGGUCGAGAUUUCUCAGGCUUCUGGAAGAAUUUCAUGACCACGUUCAACCUUACGGGUCGAAAAGUCUACUUGACGGGAGAGUCGUAUGCUGGACAGUAUAUCCCCUACAUUGCAAGCUACAUGCUAGACCAGAACAACACGGACUACUACAAUGUAAAGGGCAUCCAGAUCAACGACCCCAGCAUUGCAGAAGAUUCCGUUCUGAUCCAAGCCCCAGCCGUGACGCAUCUUAAUAACUAUGCCAACAUCUUUGCGCUCAACCAGUCAUUCAUGAGUGAUAUCAACGAGCGCGCUGCAAAGUGCGGCUACCUCGAUUUCAUGGAGAAGGCCUUGACUUUCCCUCCCGCUGGCAAGUUCAUCGCGCCAAACGAUAGCGCUCCAGGCUGCGAUGUCUGGGACGAUAUCGUAACAGCCGAGAUCCUCAUCAAUCCUUGCUUCAACAUCUAUCAUCUGACCGAUUUCUGUCCGUUUCUCUGGGACGAGCUUGGAUUUCCCUCUCUUGCGACCGGCCCAAACAACUACUUCAACCGCAGCGACGUCCAGAAAGCGAUCAACGCCCCGCCCACAAACUACGCCAUCUGCGGCGAUGACACCCUCUUUCCAGACGGUGACCUGUCCGAGCCCUCCAGCUACUCGGCCCUGCCCUCGGUUAUCGAGCGCACCAACAACGUCAUCGUCGGCAGCGGCUUGCUCGACUACCUCCUCCUGACCAACGGCACGCUCAUGGCGCUGAACAACAUGACCUGGAAUGGCGCACAGGGCUUCUCCAAAGCACCCAGCGAUCUGUUCUUCGUCCCCUACAACCCCUAUAUCAACCAGGUCAUCAACGAGACUGAGUCCCAGCCCAUCCCCGCCACGCCGGUCGGGCUGCAGGCUGGUGCCGGGUACCUGGGCAUCACGCACACGGAGAGAGGCCUGACGUGGGUCACGGUCGAUCUUGCCGGCCAUGAGAUCCCCCAGUAUGCUCCCGGUGCGUCGUACAGACAGCUUGAGUUCUUGCUAGGCAGGAUCGGCAGUUUGACAGACAUGGGAUCUUUCACGACCUUGAAUGAUAGCUUUGUUGGGAAUGCGAGGAGGCUGUAG